UCUCGCGAGAGGCGCGAGGUGAGUUUCUCGGGGAAAUCGGGCUCCGGAGGUUAGACUUGAGAUGAUCUAUCCAGUAAUUUAAAGAAAAGCAGAAAGUCAAGAUUGCCAUGGGUUUAUCUGCAUCCUCUCCAUUAACUACAAUUCAGACAACUGUAUCAGAGCAGCCUCAAAGUGAAGUCUCACAAUGUCCCAUGCAUCAGAAGAACACGGAAGCCUGUCCAGCAAAAUCUGAUGACAGUUCCAGUGAGAAGCAGAACCCACCUGUUCCUACACAUCAAGAAAGAGCAUAUGAAUAUGUACAAUGCCCUGUUAAAUCUAAUACAGAAGAAAAGAUUGAUCCUAGGAAUAUGAUGCCACCUCCUAAUCAACAACCAUCCCUUGGGCAACCUUUUUCAUUAUCUACAGUAAGAGAAGAGUCAACUAUUCCUAGAGCUUAUUCAGAAAAAAAAUGGGUUUAUCCCUCAGAACAGAUGUUUUGGAAUGCAAUGCUUAGGAAAGGCUGGAGGUGGAAAGAUGAUGACAUGUCCCCAGAAGAUAUGUCUAAUAUUAUCAAAAUUCAUAAUCGGAACAACGAACAGACUUGGAAAGAAAUUUUAAAAUGGGAAUUACUUCAUCUUAGGGACUGUCCAUGUGGGCCAACACUUGUUCAAUUUGGAGGUAAAGCUAAGGAAUAUUCUCCAAGAGCUAGAAUACGAUCCUGGAUGGGCUAUGAACUGCCUUUUGACAGACACGAUUGGAUUGUUGACCGCUGUGGAACACAAGUCCGAUAUGUCAUUGAUUAUUACGAUGGAGGAAAAGUAGAUAACAACUAUCAGUUUACCAUUUUGGAUGUUCGUCCUGCUUUUGAUUCCUUGACUGCUGUGUGGGACAGGAUGAAGGUGGCUUGGUGGCGUUGGACGUCAUAAUUGAUUUUACAUGGUGUGAACAGGACUAUAUUACUUCAAUCUAGUAAACUUUAAUAAAGUUUAUGUUACCAAUGCUA
Messenger RNA from Protobothrops mucrosquamatus (brown spotted pit viper), 982 nucleotides. RefSeq names its product cytochrome c-type heme lyase. Gene Ontology annotation, biological process: cytochrome c-heme linkage. Gene Ontology annotation, cellular component: mitochondrion. The record is from RefSeq and is a predicted model, not a curated record. The coding region runs from base 108 to 905 and encodes 265 amino acids. Gene Ontology annotation, molecular function: holocytochrome-c synthase activity. The transcript is spliced from 7 exons. Lineage: Eukaryota; Metazoa; Chordata; Lepidosauria; Squamata; Viperidae.